UGCAAAUAACAACCACCGCCUUCGGUUCUCCACAUGCAGCAUCGGAGUCCUGGGCCGCGGCGUACCGGCUCCAGCCAUGUCGGCGAGGAAUACAGCGACUGGCGGCGGUGACGGAGCGACGGGGGAAAAGACAGCAGGAGAUGCAUUAGAGGAACCCCAGGGCCUCUCCGUCUCUCUGUCUGGUUUGAUGACCCCCACCUCAGUCAUCGGCAUGGCCUCAGGCAUGGAGCUGCCCAGGAAACGGAAAGGCAGCAUGGACAUCCCAGAAACAAAAUCUGCAUCAAAUCUAGACGAGGAUAUGGAGGAUGAUCAGGAAAGAUCAGAAGGAGAUGACCAGCACUUAAAAAUUAAGUGCAUCAGGGAACCUCACAGUCAGAUCGAGAAACGACGGAGAGAUAAGAUGAAUAACUUGAUUGACGAGUUGGCAGCGAUGAUCCCCACCUGUAACCCCAUGUCCCGCAAGCUUGACAAACUCACUGUGUUACGAAUGGCUGUCCAGCACCUCAAAUCACUCAAAGGAGCGACCAACUCCUUUGCAGAAGCCAAUUACAAACCUGCAUUCCUCCCAGAUGAUGAGCUCAAGCACCUUGUCCUAAGGGCUGCGGAUGGAUUUCUCUUUGUGGUUGGCUGUGAUCGUGGAAAAAUUGUCUUCGUCUCAGAAUCUGUUUCAAAAAUCCUGAACUACAGUCGGACUGAGUUAAUUGGACAGAGCCUGUUUGAUUAUGUUCAUCCAAAGGACAUUGGAAAAGUGAAGGAACAGCUGUCUGCCUCUGAACUCUACCCACGGGAGCGCCUCAUAGAUGCCAAAACGGGGUUGCAGGUGCAGGCUGAUCUCCCUGUCGGAGCGGCUCGGCUUUGCUCUGGAGCCCGGCGCUCAUUCUUCUGCCGAAUGAAGUACAACAAAGUUAGCAUUAAAGAGGAGAAGGACUUUCAGGCUGGUGCCUCAAAAAAGAAAGAGUCCCAGCGGUACUGCACCGUGCACUGCACGGGAUACAUGCGCGUCUGGCCCACGCGCCAGCUGGGCACGGAGGGGGAGGCCGAGGUGGACAAAGAGAGCUCCCACUUCAGUUGCCUGGUAGCAGUGGGCCGUGUGCACCCCCACACCCUCCCACAGGCCAACGGAGAGAUCAAGGUCAAGCCCUCCGAAUUUGUCACCCGCUACGCCAUGGAUGGGAAAUUCACCUUCGUGGAUCAACGAGCCACCAUUAUUCUGGGUUACUUACCCCAGGAGCUGCUAGGCACAUCCUGCUAUGAAUACUUCCACCUGGACGACCUGCCUCAUUUGGCGGAUAGACACAGAAAAGUGCUGAGGAGUAAAGAGAAGAUUGAGACAAAUUGCUAUAAGUUCAAAACGAAAUAUGGCUCUUUCGUUACCUUACAAAGUCAGUGGUUUAGUUUUAUAAAUCCCUGGACCAAAGAAGUAGAAUACAUAGUGUCAACCAACACAGUUAUGUCCGGUAAAAGUAAUCCAGGUGGAUCAGGGGAUAAAGCCGAACAGCCUAGCAGUUCCAAGGCCUCGGAGGAUGAUGCCAAGAAGUCUCAACAAUUUCCAAUUAUCCCAGGGAUCUCCAGUGCAUCAGGCAUGAUUUACGCUGGAUGCAUAGGGACCCAAAUCGCUAAUGAGAUAAUGGACUAUAAUAGGAUGAACUCCUCACCAUCCAGCGGCAAUACAAGUCCGUUCAGUGUACUGCAGGACAAGUCUCCACUGGCUCUUCCGCAGGCCAGCAACAACGUGCCAAAUGGGGAAGCAACAGACGUAGAGAUGCCUGGCAAAUCAAGCUCAGAGGACGAGGCGCGGGGUGGGCCCUUCACAGCGGGUGAAAAUCUCAUGGAGGCAAGCUCUCAGUUGGAUCUUGAGGGGGUUCCUGGGUUGGCCGCUCUAAGCACUGAUGAGGCAGCCAUGGCAGUCAUUAUGAGCUUACUGGAGACCGAUGCCAACCUGGGUGAAGCCGUGGACUUUGACGAGACGCACUGGUCUCUGUGAACACACAGCUCUAAUUUUUUCUUUUUAAAAGACCCGUCUUAUCUGGAGCUUUUUAAAAUGAACCAUCCAUUCAUUUUCACUAGGCGGCCAGCCUUCGACAAUUCUUUGACUUUUAUGUUUUUAAUUUAUUAGUGUUUUUAAAUGGGUAUGGACAAGCUGCGUGGCAGGUUAUCUGAUGGCUGGCCUUGGUGAAGGAGAACCGAAGGGGAUGGGGGUCUCUCGGAGUACCUUAAGCUGAGUACCUUAAGCAACAGGACCAGGUUUUAUGUGGUCUGGUUUGCAUUUCUUCAUCUCAGCUCUGAGGUCACUCUUACCCCUUGGCAUGGAUCAGAAAGGAGAGACGUUAUUGGCCUGUUUUGCCAUGUUGAGGAACACAUGCCUCAGCCAAGCCAUAAGGCAAGAACUAAAAUGGUCCACUGUGAUCCAGUGGCGUAAGGAUUUCAAAAUUGUUUCCUUAGUCAAUCAACACUUGAACUGUACAUGGAUGCUUUGAGGCAAAGCUGGACUGAUUUUUUUUAAAUAUAUAUAUAUAUAUAUAUAUGUGUCUAUAUAUAUAAAAAAACGUCAUAGGAUUCCUUUGGCAAGGGAAGCCUGGUAGUUUUUAUUCCCUUUUAGAGCAGAAAUUGUCUUGAAUUCAGUGUUUCAUGAUGAACAAGAGUGGAACAAUGGGGAGGGGUAUUGGU
Rhinichthys klamathensis goyatoka is the source of this 2667-nucleotide messenger RNA. It is a transcript of the gene bmal2, whose product is annotated as basic helix-loop-helix ARNT like 2. Gene Ontology annotation, molecular function: DNA-binding transcription factor activity, RNA polymerase II-specific; protein dimerization activity; RNA polymerase II cis-regulatory region sequence-specific DNA binding. The record is from RefSeq and is a predicted model, not a curated record. Bases 77 to 1984 code for a protein of 635 amino acids. Gene Ontology annotation, biological process: regulation of transcription by RNA polymerase II. NCBI's taxonomy places the organism in Eukaryota, Metazoa, Chordata, Actinopteri, Cypriniformes, Leuciscidae. Gene Ontology annotation, cellular component: transcription regulator complex; aryl hydrocarbon receptor complex; nucleus. The transcript has 17 exons.